Messenger RNA from Durusdinium trenchii, 2397 nucleotides. Lineage: Eukaryota; Dinophyceae; Suessiales; Symbiodiniaceae. The record is from the annotation of a GenBank genome assembly.
AUGUUGUUCCGUGCAAUCUUGAAGUCUGGGGAAGCAUCCUCCCUAGAGGCUGUACAACGUGCGAGCGAUGGGGAGGUGAAUGCCCGGACCGCUGAUGGAGCAUCUGCACUGCACUAUGCUGCAUCGGUGGGCUAUGCAGAAGUUUGCCUCGAACUGCUUGAGCUUCCAACGUUUACCGCCAUCAACAAUCAAGACUGCCAAGGCUGUACAGCCCUACACUAUGCGGCUUGCAAAGGGCACCUGAGUGCUUGCCAUGUUCUUCUUGACCACUGGCGUUUCACAGCUCACAAUAUGCAAGACUGGAACGGAUGGACAGCGCUACAUGCAGGUGCUGCUCAUGGCAGGAAUGAGCUUUGCAUUGCAAUUAUCAAUAGCCCUCGGUUCAAGGGUGCAUCUGCUCGAGACAAGGAUGGUAUGACUGCGUUACAUGUGGCUACAGCCCGGGGCCAUGGCGAGAUAUGCACAGCCUUGCUCCAACAUGAGGUUUUUGCCGGGACAUCCUUCGUAGACCAUUUUGGGCGUACUGUCCAUGCGAUGCAAGAGCGGUCCCCAAAGGACCGCGUGCGCCAAACAGCUUCGUUGCCGCGGCCAGAGCUGCAGAUGAAGCCACCCGCUGACGGACAGAAAUGGCAGUCUCUCGCCAAGUGGACAUCUCAGUUGAAAAAGUUCCAGGGUGAGGUCCCAUGUGUGCAGAGCGCACUGGAAGUGGAUACUGCAGACCAUGCGCAUGCUGGGAAUCCGGAUGUCAGUGCAGAAGGCAGCAGCUUGCUGCAACCUGGAGAAACCAAAGCCACAGUCUUGCCUGGGGAUGUGGCGAGUCCAGAUUCGGCCUCAGAUUGGGAGGUUUCACCGGCACAUCACGGGGAAAACCUACCACCGAAUAGUGCCCCAGCAGCAGCAGCGGCAGCAGCAUCAGCAGCAUCAGCAGCAGCAACUUCUCAGCUAGAUGCUGGACGUGCUUCGGCCACACGGGCAGCAAUCCCGUCAAUGAACGGCCUGAAGUCGAAAGACAUCCCCAAUGGUCAUGUCGUAGGAGACGCCAAGGGAGCUUUACAUGGACAGGAUGGAGGCAUUUUGGCGCCUAAUGGUGCAGCAGCAAAUGCUCAACUGGAUGCCAUGGGUGGUGGCUUCGCAGGGGCGGCAAUCCCGUCAAUGAACGGCCUGAAGUCGAAUGACAUCCCCAAUGGUCAUGCCGUGGAAGAGGCCAAUGGAGCUAUACAUGGACAGAAUGGAGGUAUUUUGGUGCCCAAUGCUGCAGCAACAAAUUCCCAACUGGAUGCCACAGGUGGUGGGGCUGCAGGGGCAGCAAUCCUGUCAAUGAACGGCCUGAAGUCGAAUGACAUCCCCAAUGGUCAUGUCGUGGGAGACGCCAAUGGAGCUUUACAUGGACAGGAUGGAAGCAUUUUGGGUCCCAGUGGUGAGGCAGCAAAUUCCCAACUGGAUGCCAUGGGUGGUGGGGUCGCAGCAAUCCCGUCAAUGAACGGCCUGAAGUCGAACGACAUCGCAGAUGGCAUGAAAGAAGAGGAAGACGGAGCCAAGUCUGCCGACCAGGGGCUGGCUAUUGAGAAUGGAAACCAUCUUCAGGACAGCUUACCAAAACGAGAUGCAGAACUUCAGCAAGGGGAAGGCGGACAGCUGCUUGUAGCAGAACCUAGUAACGAAGAUGCCAAUGCUGAUGCGAAUGCUGCCGGACCGGAGGCCGCAGCUGAGGGACUGGGGCCAAGUGCAAAGAAGAUUCAAUGGAUUUGGGCACUUGCACGGAUGCGGAUUGGUCUGAAGCGCUGGAAGAAACAUGUGACCCAGGCACUUCAUGCUCGCCACCGCAAGGAUAAGCGAAAUAAACUGGUCAAGAAACGUGGCAUCGAGCCAAAGACCAUCCGCAACAAGACAGCACUUGAGCCAAAGGAAACCGAGGCAGUUGAGCCCGUUCCAGAAGCCGUGGAGCUACAUGCACCAUCUGAGCAAGAAGACCAAGUUUUAGAAAUGACGACGAGAGAGGAAGCCGAUGACAACAUAGCUGAAGCUCCUCUCAAAGCAGAUCCGCCGCAAGAUCAGGAAACGCAAGAGGAAAGCAAUCCAACAGCCAAGGUGGAGUCAAAUGAGCCUCUCGAAGCGCCACCGGCACAAGCAGAGGAGGAAGUGACAGAUGCGGAAGAUGAACUUGAAGAACCUGUCUCGGACGUGGAAGCUAGCGAGGCAGUAGACUCUCCACAGGUGCAUCCAGAAGCCAAGGCAGAUGCAGGCCAUGAUGCUGGGGAAGCUCCUCACGGAGAGCCGAAAGAGACAAAGAAGAAGAAAAAGAAGACACCUUCCAAGGAGGCUGCUUCAGCUAAGAAGAAAGGCAAGGCAAAGCAAGGCACCACGAUCACGGUGAAUGGCUUGGUGAUGCGGGCCUGA